Molecule: messenger RNA, 7148 nt
Organism: Ailuropoda melanoleuca (giant panda)
Lineage: Eukaryota; Metazoa; Chordata; Mammalia; Carnivora; Ursidae
Gene: FOXN4
Product: forkhead box N4
Exons: 9
Coding region: 116-1762 (548 amino acids)
Biological process (GO): regulation of transcription by RNA polymerase II
Molecular function (GO): DNA-binding transcription factor activity, RNA polymerase II-specific; transcription cis-regulatory region binding
Source: RefSeq, a predicted model, not a curated record
AAGGCGGCCAAAUUGCGGAACGCGAGGGGCGAGCGCAAGGGAGCCCCCCCUCGGAACCCCCCGCCCGCCCCAGGAGCGCCUGCAGCGGCGGCCCGGCGAGGAUCCGCUCCAGGAGAUGAUAGAAAGUGACGUUUCAUCCAUGAUGUCAGGAAUUAUUCGAAACUCAGGGCAAAAUCACCACCCCUCUCCGCAGGAGUACAGGCUCCUGGCCACCAGCAGCGAUGAUGACCUUCCCGGGGACCUACAGUCGUUGUCGUGGCUCACAGCGGUGGACGUGCCACGGCUGCAGCAGAUGGCGAGUGGCCGUGUGGACCUGGGUGGCCCCAGUGCACCGCACCCACACCCAGGUGCCUUGGCCAGUGCGGCUGACCUGCACGUGGGAGCCACCCCCGGGGCCCUGCUCCACGGCGCGGCUGGCAUGGCCCCCCCAGGCAUGCUAGGCCUGGGCCCCAUAGCCCAUCACGGAGCUAGCGUAAGCACCACUGCAUGGGCCGGGGAGCUCGAGCGGGGGUCUUCCAGGGCUGGGGUGCCCCACUCUCACCCUGACCUCUGUCUCCUGUUGUGGCCCCUGCAGAUGAACCAGAUCCCUGUGGGGGGCCAGCCCUCCUCCAGCCUGCAGGACGCAUCGCAGCUGUACUCCCCUGCCUCCCAAACACAGUUACCGCUCCCCCCAGGCACCCAGCAGUGCCCUCCCGUGGGCCUGUACGGCUCCCCAUUCGGAGCACGGACUCCCUACCCCCAGCCCCGCACGGCCAUCUACUCAUCUCAGGAACUUCAUCCCAAACAUUAUCCCAAGCCCAUCUACUCAUACAGCUGUCUGAUCGCCAUGGCCUUGAAGAGCAGCAAGACGGGCAGCCUGCCUGUGAGCGACAUCUACAGUUUCAUGAAGGAGCAUUUCCCCUACUUCAAGACGGCUCCCGACGGCUGGAAGAACUCAGUACGACACAACCUGUCCCUGAACAAAUGCUUCGAGAAGGUAGAGAACAAGAUGAGUGGCUCCUCGCGCAAGGGCUGCCUGUGGGCCCUGAACCUGGCCCGCAUAGACAAGAUGGAGGAGGAGAUGUACAAGUGGAAGAGGAAGGACCUUGCCGCCAUCCACCGGAGCAUGGCCAACCCCGAGGAGCUGGACAAGCUGAUCUCGGACCGACCGGAAAGCUGCAGGCGGCCUGGCAACCCCGAGAGCGCUGUGCUGACUCACGCCGCCACGGUGGCCAUGGCCCAUGGCUGCCUGGCUAUCUCCCAGCUCCCACCCCAGCCCCUGAUGACCCUGUCCUUGCAGUCGGUCCCCUUGCACCACCAGGUCCAGCCCCAGGCACAGCUGGCCCCAGACUCUCCCGCCCCGGCCCAGACCCCGCCCCUGCAUGCCCUGCCAGAGCUGAGCCCCAGCCCCCUGCCCCACCCUGCCCUGGGAAGGGCCCCUGUGGAGUUCAUCAACAUCAGCACCGACAUGAGCACUGAGGUGGACGCCCUGGACCCCAGCAUCAUGGACUUCGCUCUGCAGGGGAACCUCUGGGAGGAGAUGAAGGAUGGGGGCUUCAGCCUGGACACCCUGGGGACCUUCGGAGACUCGCCCCUUGGCUGCGAGCUGGGGGCCUCGGGCCUGACCCCCGUCUCCGGCGGCAGCGACCAGUCCUUCCCAGACUUGCAGGUGACAGGCCUCUAUGCCGCGUACUCGACCCCAGACAGCGUGGCCGCGUCAGCCACCAACUCCUCCUCCCAGUACCUGAGUGCCCCGGGGAACAAGCCCGUAGCCCUGCUUUGAGGUGACGGCCUCACCUGCCCCCCCAGCCCCUGGGCCUGGCAGAGAGCUCCCAGGGCCUGGUGUACCUGGAAGCAAGACCUCUCACACCCUGUUCGCGCCCCUGGCCCUCUCACACCUCUCUGCAGGAGGCCUUUUGGGGCCUCCCCAAGUCAGUAGGACAGAGGAUAGUGGACAGGCAUGCCAGUUUCUUCCCCCGACCCCAGUGCUCCUCCCAGAGAGGGACACCUGAGAACGAGAUUUCUCCGGCCUACAUCUCCGCUGGGCUCCUGAAAUGACCCGCAGCCCCCUGAGGUGGGACGCACUGGUGCGCUGUGGAAACGCUCCAGCGGGGAGGCCCUCGGAUUUCUCCUUCUGGGACUGAACAUCCACAGGCCCCGAGGCCAGGAGCAGAACUGAAAGAGCGGCCGGCUUCCCUCGGCCUGGCCGGGGCUGAACUCCGAGAUGGGCACCCGCCCCCCACUGUCCGGGCCUGCUCCUCCCGCAGUCCGUGGCACAUGACAGAUUACCGCACCUUGAGGUCUCUGGGCCCCCUCCCCGCCGUGUACAUUUAUAUAUAUUUAUUGGAAACCCUCCACACCAUCUCUUCGAACCAGGCCCGUGGCCUCUGGAAUGAGAGUCCCAGUCCCUCCCUGCAUCUGGCAACCCAAACUGCUAAAUUUCUCUAGGCCACCGUGACUCCAACUGGCAGUUAAGCCCUUUGCAGCCUUGGGCUGCUUUUUAGAACAAAAAGCACUUUGGAUACCAUAGAACAUCUUCUUUUUCUAAAUCAGAGACCAGAGACGUUUCUAACCGCUUGGUUGUGAUUCGGAUUACUUCCCACGUGCGCCCAGGAGGAGAGGUGCCCUCCAUCGCUCGGGGCUCGGGGCCUCUCGAAGGGCAGAUCGGGAUGGGAAUGGGAAGAACAGCGGGGGCCAUUGGUGCUGGAACUUAAGACACUCCCGAUGGAAAAAAGCAAACAGAACCAUGUAAAGCUUGCCCCACGUGGCGAGGGAGCACUGACAAAGCUGUAAUGUGGAGUAAUUUAUUGGCACCUGUUGCCUAGUCAUUGCCCUAUGGCCAUUUUUAUGUGGUUUUUUUUUCUCUCGUUACCAAUUACUGAUUUUGCAAGUGGCGGAUUCUGCAGACAGUGGGUUGGAGAAGGGACAGGAACCCGGGUCUGGGAAGAGAAGGUAACUCGGGAUCUUCCGGCCCAGUCGAUGCCAAGAAACUGCAGUGGUGGCCUGGACCACUGUCCUCUCUUGACCGACUCGAUGUUUGGCUCCUGCGUCUGGACGUUCCCAAACCCAACCGUCAGAAUUUUCAUCAGCCAGCCACCUGGAGGGCUCAAAGUUGAGGCUUGUCUCAAAGGACCAUCUUUAGGUACUUGCUACGUAGUUCUGGAACUUUCUGCCGAGCAGCCAUCAUCUUUAGACACAGCCUGGUGCUGCCCGUCUGAGCAGGACCGCUCAGCAGCUUUGUGCGAUGUGACCCCCAACAAGUUAAGAUGUUUGAGUCGUUGUUAAGGAAGACCCCGCGUUCAGGUGACACCAAGACUGUGAGAGUAGUGCUGAAUAAUUGUCUUUUGUCAAUAAAGGCUGAACGGCAGCUCUGUGGCUCGGAGGGGUGGGUGGGGGUGAAGGGCAAAACCGCCAUGUGUCACUCAGUGCUCACAGGUAAGGUCCCAUUUACAGACGGGGAAACUGAGGCCCAGAGAGCAACACCACAGCAACACUGAACCCAGGUGUCUGAUGUGAGGUUCCCAUUGGAGUUUCCAUUAUUGGGAAAACUAGCACGGCCAUCAUUACUGGCCCUCAAGUGCCAGGCUCUUGACAGGCAUCCCUCAGGCAGGGAUGUGAACCCCACUUAUUGCUCAGAAAGCAGAGGCGCAGAUCAGCCGAAGAGGCAGGACUGAGGCCCUGUGUGCCAGACUCCAGAGCUAGAGCUCGGGGGUACUGCCUCCGGUACAUUCCUGGGGUCAGAGAAGGUAACAAGGUGGGAGCAGAUGCAGCUUUUCCAGCACCAGGCUCUCUAAAAUAACUCAUUCAGUCCUCGUUACGACCCUACUAGGCAUGGCUUUGUUACCGCACCCAUUUUGCAGAUGAAGAAACUGAGGCUCAGGGGAAUAAAGGAAUGUCUUGCCACUCAAGAUAACAGCAGAAGGGUGCAUUAAUUAGGAGUCUAUCUAACUUUUUAAAGAUUUUAUUUAUUUAUUGGACAGUGAGAGACGCAGCGAGGGAGGGAACACCAGCAGGGGGAGUGGGAGAGGGAGAAGCAGGCUUCCCGCUGAGCAGGGAGCCCGACUUGGGGUUCGAUCCACCCAGGCGUUUAUCUAACGCUUAAGCCCUCCUAGGGAGUGGCUGACAGCCCCACUGGCUCCGUGCAUGUGUGACAAUUAGCAAGAAAGGAAGGGUAGGAAGAUGAUGGGGAAGGGUGGACCGGGCCCACAUCAGUGGAAACGAGGCAGGUGACAGGGAGAGGGCGCCCGCGGCACUCCCUCCAUGGCUUGGCUCCAGGGCGCCCCUGGGACCCAAGCCUGGCCAACGAGCACAUGACUGCACCCCACCCCGCCCUCAGUGAUUGGCUGGGGUAGGAAUGACCCAGGCCCUGUCACAGCAAAUUCGCAUCACCUGGGGACUUUGUAGAAGCUACAGGACAGGGCCUCCGCACUGGAGGGUGAAGCCUCAGCAGCCGGGUCAGCACACGGAGGGGCUGAGUCUUUUCUUGAGUCUGACACCUGCUCCUUACUACGGGCAAGUGGGCCCACGUAUGCACAGAAGCGAGGCAAAAAUGCCAAGGUCAUAAGGUCACAAGCUCUAGGCCAGAGGCCCAAUCACCACCUGAGCACCACCUGUGCAGGGGCCGUGCUGACCCCGGGAGAACGUGAAGGAGAAACAGGAGGAAUGAGACUUCACAGAGCCUCUCUCUGCAGGAGGUCAACUCCGGAGAAAAAUACUCCUCGCCACCAUUGGAUCACCAGCUGCGCGCAGCCCCGACCUCAACACCAGGAAGCCGCUCCUGACAGUACAGCUGGACCACCCACAGGGGCAGGAGAUGGCCCCAUUUCCCAGAUGAGAACAUGGAGACUCAGCUAGCGAUCGUGCAGCUUUACUUCUCCCUCCAGGAGGAAUCGCCCACGUUCUAACAACAGAAGGAGUAACGCCACUGGCCAAUGCGUUCGGGGAGCUUACUCUGUGACACGGCUUAUUUCAUUUAUCCUGUUCUGGGGGGGGUACAGCUGCCAUCCCCCGUGGGAGGCGGAGUAGUGGCUCCCCGGUGGUGACCACGUCCUAUUCCUGUGACUUGGGUAUGUUACCCCAAGGGCAGCGAAGGGAGCAGGUGGAAUUCAGGUUGUGAACCAGCUGCCCUGAAGCUAGGGGAGUCUCCUCGAUUAUCCAGGUAAAGCCUAUUGUCAUCACAGGAUCCUGAGACGUAAAAGAGGGAGGCAGGAGGCUUGGUGUCAGCUCUGAAGAGGCUACCUUGCCGGCCUGACAAUGGAACGGGGCCUCCAGACUGGAAAACACAAGAAAACGGACUUUCCCUUAGAGCCUCCGAAAGGACCACAGGCUUCAGAACACCCAGAUUCUGGCCCAGUGAGACCCGUUUCAGACUUCUGACCUCCAAAACUGUACGAGAACAAAUCUGUGUUGCGUUUAAGCCACUGAGCUUGCGCUGAUUGCAACAGCUGCCGCAGGAAACAAACAUCCCAUUUUACAGAAGAGGAAACCGAGGCUCAGAGAGGCGGAGCCCGCUUACCUGUGAUGGGUCGGGGCUGGAGGUGGGACUCCAAUGGCGCUCUGCUUCCCCCGCCAGCCCCUUAUCCAUCUCCGGGGCCCACCUGGCACCCAUCCACUUGCUGAUCUGAAGGGGAGCUGAAACCGAGGGUUUGACCCCAGGUCUGCCCAUCUCCCGGCCCUUUGCACGGCAUUGCCCUGCCUCGCGGAGUGUUUGCUCCUGAAGGGCAGCUGGUGGAGAUUUCAGGGAAAGGGACAGAAGAAAUGGACAGAAGGCGCAGGAGUGGAGAUGGUGAAGCAGGUGCUGCCUCCCUCUGGACAAUCCUGGUUGUGUCACACUCUGUUCCUCCGCUGUGUGAAUUCGGAAACUCCCACCCCCCGGGUCUCAGCACCUCCACCCUCAGUCCAGGGGUAGCAGGGCGAAGACCAAACCCGCAGAAGGCAGGAGGCACCGGAAACAAAAAUUUAAAGGCGCCGUGGGCGAGGCUGCAGGACCCCGCAGCCCUGGGGCAGGGACACGAGCAAAAAGGUUCAAUGACUCCUGAGUUAAAAUUACUUCUAGGCUUGACCUAUAACGACGGCUACUAUAAAAACGGACAAAAAAGCCAGUACGUGUUGGGGAGGAUAUGGAGAUCCCAGAAUCCUCGUGCCCUGUUGGUGGGAAUGUAGGACGGUGCAGCCCCUGUGGAACACCAAACAACGUCUUCUCCAAACGUGGAGUCCACAAUUCCACACCUGGGCGUCUACCCCUGAUGGAAGUGAAAGGAGGGACUCGGAGAUGUCUUUGCAUGCCCAUGCUCACAGCAGCAUUAUUCCAGAAAGUGACCAUCGAUGGAUGGAUGGGUAAAUGGAAUGUGGUGCUGUGGUCUGAAUGUCUGUGUUCGGCCAUGGCCCCCACUCAUUAGCUGAAAACCUAAUGCCGAGGUGAUGGCAGCAGGAGGCGGGGCCUCUGGGAGGUACUUAUGUCAGGAGGGUGGAACCUUCAUGAAUGUAAUUAAUUCUCAAAUAAGAGGCCCUAAAGAGCUCCCUGCCCCUUCCGCCAUGUGAGGACACAGCGAGAAGUCUGCGACCCACAAGAGGCCCCUCGUCUGGCCAUGGUGUCACCCUGAUCUUGGACUUCCAGGCUUCAGAACUGUAAGCAAUGAGACCGUGUUAUUUACAAGCCCCCGAGUCUGCGGUAUUUUGUUAAAACUUCCCGAACGGACUGAGACAGGAGUACAUAUGUUCAACGGAAUGUUAUCCAGCCUGAAAAACGGACGGACGUUCGGACAGCUGCUGUAACAGGGGUGAGCCUUGUGCAGAUGCUGAGUCAAAGAAGCCAGCCACCAAAAGACAAAUACUGCAUGAUUCCACUUCCAGGAGGCCCCUAGAGUCGGCAAGUUCAUGGAGACAGAAAGGAGCCGGCGGUUGCCAGGGGGCCGGGGGAGGGGGCAGUGGGCGCGUGUAAUGGGCAGGGCAUUCCAGCUUGAGAUGAGAAUGCUGUGGGGACGGAUGGUGGUGCUGGAUGCUCGACAGUGUGGACGUGCGUGACGUCACUGAGCUGUACACUCCAAGAUGGUUAAAAUGGUGAGUUUUAUGUCAUGUAUACCUUACCCCAAUAAAAAGAUGAAAAAUGGAAAAUCCUAGAUGCUUGGCCUCUGCUUUGCACACAAAACCGCUCAGAGCUACCUACACAU